Messenger RNA from Struthio camelus australis, 6133 nucleotides. The record is from RefSeq and is a predicted model, not a curated record. Lineage: Eukaryota; Metazoa; Chordata; Aves; Struthioniformes; Struthionidae.
UUCCAGGAAAUGGGUCCUCCUUUCCCUCUGCAUGCAGGAGAGGCAUUCUCCAAAACAUUCCAAGCAGAACCAGGAGGUGUGCAGAAGAAAGAUUGCUUUGCUCUUGGCCGAUGGAUUAAAGUAAAUGUAGAGAAAAUGGUGCAUGCAGUCAUCAUUAUCAUCAGCGACUGGAGAUGGUCCCUUCAGAUCCUCCUGCUUCCAAAAAGCCCAAAAUAGAUGACUCUGCUUCCCAAUCUCCAGCUUCUACUGAGAAGGAAAAACAGUCCAGCUGGUUACGGUCCUUAUCCAGUUCAUCUAAUAAGAGUAUUGGCUGUGUCCAUCCCCGUCAGCGUCUCUCAGCUUUCCGGCCCUGGUCUCCUGCUGUAUCAGCAAAUGAGAAAGAGCUCUCAACACCUCUUCCUGCAUUGAUUCGAGACAGUUUUUAUUCCUACAAAAGCUUUGAGAAUGCUGUGGCUCCCAAUGUGGCUCUUGCACCUCCUGCCCAACAGAAAAUUGUAAGCAACUCUCCUUGCGCCACAGUAGUAUCACGGAGUAGCGAGCCAAUGAGCAGCACUGUCCAGCCACGGAAAAGAAAACAUGCUGCAGAGAACCCAGCCGUCCCAGAAGCAGUGGCCACUGUUACUGCCACUGAAGAGGAUAAGGAAUCAGAAGCAGAAAUUGAAGUAGAAACCAGGGAGGAAUUCACCUCCUCCUUAUCCUCGCUCUCCUCCCCAUCCUUUACUUCAUCCAGCUCUGCAAAGGACAUGAGCUCACCUGGGAUGCAAGCCCCAGCCACAGUCAGCACUUCGUAUGAGGUUGCAACACAUUCUGACUCUCACAGCAGUGGAUUGGAAGCUGAGCUGGAGCACCUAAGGCAGGCCCUGGACAGUGGCCUAGAUACAAAAGAAGCCAAAGAAAAAUUCCUCCAUGAAGUUGUUAAAAUGAGAGUGAAGCAGGAAGAGAAGCUAAAUGCUGCUUUGCAAGCCAAACGCAGUCUACAUCAGGAGCUGGAGUUCCUAAGAGUAGCUAAGAAGGAAAAACUGAGAGAAGCAACAGAGGCAAAGCGCAACUUGAGGAAAGAGAUUGAACGUCUGAGAGCUGAGAAUGAGAAGAAAAUGAAGGAAGCCAAUGAGUCUCGGAUACGACUAAAGAGGGAACUGGAACAAGCCAGGCAGAUCCGGGUUUGUGACAAGGGAUGUGAAGCAGGCAGGCUUCGGGCCAAAUACUCAGCCCAGAUUGAGGACCUACAGGUUAAGCUUCAGCAUGCAGAAGCUGACAGGGAGCAGCUCCGAGCUGACCUGAUGCAUGAGAGGGAGGCUCGAGAACACUUGGAAAAAGUAGUCAAGGAACUUCAGGAACAACUGUGGCCUAAAGCAAGCAAUCAACCCAGCAGUGAAAACACAAUGAACAACCUUGAGAACUAAAUAACCACCACACCAUCUAAUACACAUUCAGAAUGCUGUAUAUGCACAGUAAGGGAGGAUGUGUGGGGGUACGUGUGUAAGUGCAUGUGUGAGUAGUUGCGUCUUAACACACAUCCAUGAAUACAGACUCUUACAUAGUUGGAAGGCAAAUGUUACUCUUCAUAACAGAAGCACUGAAUUACAUCUUUUUGUUUUUUGAAUCCAUACAGCACAACAUCUUACUGUGCCUAUAAAACACAAAGUGUUUAUAACAAAAUACUUCUAAGUCCACAACAAACUUUCUACUGGCAGACUCCAAGCAAGCAGCAUCGUCCAGCUAAAAUCAGAGUAAAGGCAAGCGUGGCAAUGUUUUUAUGUUGCCUUUCUGCCUGUUGGAACAUUUUGGAAUUUAAAAAACAAACAAACAAACUUUUGUUAUAAGCUAUUUAAAAUAAUUCAUUAUACAGACUUGGUAUUAAAACAAUUAACAAGAUUUUUAUAAUGAACCUUUAAGAGCAAAACAAAAAUCUUCAAUGCACAAUUUUUAAUGACUUGUUAUAGGCUUUGGGAUUCUUAAUGUAGAAGCCCUCUGGUGAUGAUGCCAUUUCAUAGCAGUUUUCCAGCCAUUUAGGAAGCCAUCACAGUUUUAACCCUGUCACAUAGUUGUAUGAGAAUUUCAGAGUGCUUUUCAAAAGUUGAUUUUUUUUUUUCUUAGAAACAAUUAUCUUCAUUUCCUAUGCUGAAGAAAGGAAGAUGUAGGUAAGAGGACUGUAAGAAGGGAGGGGGAGAAGAUGUAUGCUUGAGAAUUAUAAACUCAGCCUUAUGGACUUCAGUGUUUGUAAAUCAUGCCAUAUUCUCUAAAGACAUCUUCAUUAACUGGUGUAUUCAAAAGACUCACUUCAUCCAAGAGCACUUCAGCUUUAGGAAAAGAGAGAAGGAAAUAAAGGAAGGAAAUGGAUGAUCUGUUAAGUUGGUUGAGAAAUAAAGCAGAAGGCACAUGCAUUUUGAAGUCAUUCUGAAAUCUUUACUUCAGCUUUUGGUUUUCUGGAAAACUCGUCUCUGUUGCACCAUGUUACCAUACAUUCAGUAUUUACCUUAUUCUGAACUGCUUGUCAGGAUUACUGUGCCCAAGGAGAGUGCAACAUCACAUUAUCGAAUACUACAGAAAAGAAAAACAACACUUUUGCUGCUGUGAAUAAGCCUACAUUUUUUUUUUUGUUUAUGUUACUUUAAUUUUGGGAUCCAAGCCGCAGCCCCAGAAUAAAAAUGCAGCAUGUCAUCACUUUGUGUUAUUGUUGUUGUUAUUGUUGUUAAUAUUAUUUUUUUUAAAAAAGAACUGCACUUUGUCAGAAACUUUCUUUGCAUUUUAUUCCAUAGUUUUAACGUUUACAAGAUGAGCAUUCUAGAUUCUACCCUGCCUAAUUGAUGUGAAAAAUCAUCGACCCAGUUUUCCAUCAUGUGAUACCUUGUGUCACCAUUUAAAUUUAUGCAAAGUGAGUAUUCAGCAGGUAUAGAAUGCUACCAAAUGAGAAUUAUCCAGAGCAGUGCACUACUGGUUCUGUUUUAAACCUGUUUUUUGCGUGGUGUCUCUAUCAGAAUAUGGGAGGCACUAGCAAGUGCGCUCCCAGAAGUGCUUAUCAAAUACAGUUGGUGCUUUACUGAACAAGAGAAAAGGAUUUAUUUUUUUUUCCACCCACAAACACUCACCUCUUAUACACUCAAGCUUAUGAGCAUAAGGUGAAAAUUUGACCUGGGGCUGCAGAUGUGCCUUCCAGCUCAUUUUUCCUCUCAGCAUGUUAUAUAUAGGAAAUGCUGAUGCUUUUUUAUCUCAAAAAAAAAAAGAAAGGAGAAAAAGAAAACCCUCUGCAUCAUCAUACACAGAAGUUACUGAAAACAAAGAACCAUAUUUCCAGUAGUCUUUAUUUGCUUUCGGACAUUAAUCCCAGUAGAUGGAAAAUGGCUGCCAAUCCUAAAAUUAUAGUAUUUACUUACAGUAUGCGAGAGAGACUUUUUUCAACAAGAGCUGUUUGCUUGAAACCAUUAUAAUAACCAUUGUAACUGUGAGCAUUAACAAGAAGUAAAGUUCAUAUAUAUGUUUUAGGUACAAAAAGAAGAAAUAUGAAAGGAGUUGAAUUACUGGGACAAUGUAGAACUCUGGGGAGCAAAAAACAGUUAUAUCACAUUAAAUUACAUGAAACUGUCCGUUUAUAUAGGGCUUUGCCCUUGUGUGUUUGGGAUGCUGGAGACUGAGUCUAGGUGCAGCUCUCCUCGUCUAAAGUGCAAUGCAAAAGGAAUAUUGAUUAUGCUUAUGCAGUUUUUUUUAUGUGGAUUUUUUUUUGGUGUCUUUUUGUAUGUUUUUUCUGCAAUUAUUAAAUCAUAUGCAUGGAAUUAAAAAAAUCUCUGCCAUACUUAUAUAUUCACUAAGGGGCAUUAUUACUGUCUUAUGUAAAGGGUUUAUUUUGUUAUGCAGUAUGCAUAAAAGUGUUCUCAGCCUUAUGAUUUCCAGAUCUGUAUUAUUCAGUUAUUUCUUCAAGGGAAACUAAAUAAUUUUAACUAUAGCUGAUCUUUUGUAUUUCAAAGAUCUGAUAUAUGCUGUGCUUUAUUGCUAUGUUAAGAAAUUACACAUAGAACAAAAUCUGGAUUUUUUUUUCCCCUCCCACUAUUGGCUUUUUUGAAGCCUUAAUUUUUAAAUUUUGAUUUUUUUUCCUGUCCUCUGAUUGUGUCUCUCCCCUUAUGACUCAACAAAAAAAAAAACUGCAGCAUGUCUGUCUGUAUUUGGUUUUGUUUUGUUUCUACAGGAAAAGUGGCCCACUUACCUGCAGCAUGUCACACAAUUUUUUUCUUGUGUUCCUGGGCGCACACACUGAUUGAUUCACUGGCAUAAUUUCUUCUGUGCAUAUGAUGUUUUUAAUCCUCCAGAAUGAAUAAAUUCUGUAUUUUUUCAAAGAAAAAAAAUAGGAUAGUAAAUAGUCUCAUCAAUAACUGUCUAACAACCAGCAUCACCUCUGUUUCACACUUGGCCUAAGACUUGCAAAAAAGAAUUCUCCAUAAUGAAGUUACAUACUAUUAUGCUACAAAAAAAUGCUGUUUCUUCUUUUGCUGGGUAUUAUGGUAAUUCCAUUAAGUAUAGUAUUUGACUACUGAACUUCAUAAUGUUUGAAGAUGAUUGAUAAGAAUCUUUUAGUAUUUGAUCUUAGGGAGUGUAAACAUCCUAAUAAAAACAUUUCUAUAAAUUACAGUUUAAAAUCAGUAUAAUUAAAUAUGGUGCAGGAAGACUGGGAACAAACCUUCUACACCAGCAGUUAAAUGACAAGAGGGGUUUACAGGUUAGGAUUCUAUCUUAAAUCAUUUUGUGUCUUUCUGAAAUACAUGUUAAUAGUAAAAUCUUAAUAUUUCUGGAGAGUAUGUAAUUUAUUUCUAAUCCAGAAUUCCUGUGCAUGUAAUUUAUUUACAAAUUACUUUGUCUGAAAAAGACCACAGAGACACUAAAUCUAGAAAAUGUCUUUCAAAAUGGUGGGAAUCUUUAGAGGAAAAAUUUCUGUGAUGGUGCUCGCGGUGAGUGAGUUCUGUGUGUAAUUUCUGCUGGCAACACUUCAGUAAAACAAGUGUUAGCCCUUUCAGAUGGACUUGCUCUUCUUUUGACGCACUGUUGGGUCCCUGCUGCAUUCCAUUUGCACUCCAACUGGUGAGUGUAGGAAUUGUAAAGUCACACCUUUUCAUUUUAUCUAUUCUUUAGUUUCCUUUAAGAAGUUUUAAAAGGGAGAAGAGGUGUUUCAUACAGGCUGUUGACUCUCCCUGUACAUAAAAAUAUAUUACUUAAUACUUGUAUAUUCAGUUUAAUUACACAUUGUUUCUAUUUCUGAAAGAAGACUUAACGAAGGGAAAAAAAACAACAGCAAUAACAUUCAUAUCUAUGGAGCAGCUAACUAGUAUACAUAAUAUUCUGCUUUUCAAACAGAACUAACCAUUGUAAAAAAAAAAGUUAAAAUUAAAUUCAACAUGUAAAUACUUUUUUUCAUUUUACACUGUUGUAUUAUAAGUGUAUAUGGUGUUUACUUUUUCAGAACUCUUUCUUACCUGGUAGUUGUCUUGUUUUGAGAAUUGUGUUUUUAACUAAGAACCUUCGCUGUCUGUUAGGAAAAACAACAACAAAAGAAAUCUUUUUGCAAGUUUUAAAUGUGGGUUAACCUUUCUCCAUCAUCAUUUGCAUUGUAUUCAUCCUUAUUUUCAUUGUAAAGUACUUUAUCAAAAGGUUUUAUUUUCCAUUCUACCCUCCCAUCAGUCCCUGUGUUUUAGAAGGCAGUUUUUUUUUUUCUUAAAAGAAAUCAUAGAAAUGACAUUUUUUCAACUGAAGAAAAAUAAAACUUUACAUUUAUAAUAGCCAAUAGCAUUUCAGCACAUUUUUUUUUGUUAUCCUGGUCUCUCCUAUGCUGCUGCUAAUGACAAUAUUAUGACUUACUCUACUAUUCUAGAACUAUUUUUAUGUAAGUAAUGUAUGCUUUCUUGUUUAUAAAUGCCUGAUUUAAAAAAAAAAAUAAGAAAAAAGCUUGGCAUAUUUAUCUAUUUCGCUGUGUACCUUGAUAGUCCUUUUACACCCCCUUUUCCACAUCCCCUCCCCUUGAGGCAGAUAAUAUUGUAAAAUAAAGGACUUUAUGAGAUUAUGUAUGAAAAUAGCUAUGCUUAUAUACCACAGUGACUGAAUGUACAGUGUAUAGAUGCAUUACCUAAAAUAAAAUUGUUUGUCCAGAAAA